Messenger RNA from Chelonoidis abingdonii (Abingdon island giant tortoise), 3137 nucleotides. The record is from RefSeq and is a predicted model, not a curated record. Lineage: Eukaryota; Metazoa; Chordata; Testudines; Testudinidae.
UUCACACCAGUAACAAAUGGCACCAGAUGGUGGGCGAUUGCCCCCUUCCAGUACACUCCCUUGCAGAUCUGCAAACUGGUGUCCUCCUCUGGAUUCUUUGCAGCAUCAGGCUGAUUUUGAGGACGUGGGGGCCACUGUGAAUGGUGAGGUCUUUCAGGAAUCCAACGGCCCCACGGAUGGUUACGCAGCCAUUGCCCGGGCUGACAGGCUGACCCAGGAGCCCGAGAGCAUCCGCAAAUGGCGGGAGGAGCAAAAGAAACGGUUGCAGGAGCUGGAUGCUGCUUCGAAGGUGAUGGAGCAGGAAUGGCGUGAAAAGGCCAAGAAGGACCUGGAGGAGUGGAAUGUGCGUCAGAGCGAGCAGAUGGAGAAGAACCGAGUUAACAACAGGAUUGCUGACAAAGCAUUUUACCAGCAGCCAGACGCUGAUGUGAUCGGCUACGUGGCCUCGGAGGAAGCCUUCCUGAAGGAGUCCAAGGAAGAGAACCCCGGCACGGAGUGGGAGAAGGUGGCCCAGCUGUGUGACUUCAACCCCAAAAGCAGCAAGCAAUGGAAGGACGUGUCGAGGAUGCGCUCGGUGCUCAUCUCCCUCAAACAGACGCCCCUGUCCCGCUAGCCACCUGCCCAGCAUGACUAAAGAGCGGGGGGGGUAGGGGAGGCCAGUGGGCUCGCUGGACAAGCACAGCAGGUUCAGUCGGACGCCAGCAAGGGGCGCUGCUGCCCCUGCCUCCGCUCCCUUUGCUCCCUGGGUUGCAUGGCUGGUUUGGUAGGGUUGCUGGUUGUAACCGUCCUGAUUUUCCUUUGCUUAAAGGGUGCAUUGGUCUCUUUUUACACUUAUUUAUUACCAAGGCGGUUCUCUGGGCAGCAGGGCUGGGCUCCCUCCCCCGCUGCCUCCGGGGCGGGGAGCUCGACACCGACAGACCUGGCACAGGCCUCUGACACUGCGAGAGAUCCUGGGGUCUCCUUGCCGUCCCUCACAUCAACUCUCCCAUUUCUGCCUCAAACCCAUCCAGCUUCUCCCCCAGGGGCAGAGAGCCGAGCCAGUCCGGUGGGAGCAGACCCAGCGGCCUCCUGCCUGAGAUGCUUGGCCACCGCACUGGGUGAGUGGGAUGAGAGGCUGUAUUGUCUAGUAUCCUAGCAUGGGGCUGGGAGCCAGGACUCCUGGGUUCUAAUCCCAACUCCUCAUGGGACCCUGGUCCUCAUGUGUCUGCCUGUAACGGGGGUUGAUGCUGCGCUGCCUGCAGGGGUGGCUGAGACACUGGGAGGGGUAGGGCCGGUUCAUGGCUGCACAGAUGUGACGUUGGCUGGAGGCAACGGCUGCCAGAGAAAAAAGAGAAUCUCAGUCAGGGGCACUCCAGGGGGGCAGAGCUGAGGGCAGGCAGGAGUAUCUAGGUCUGGGAGGUAGCAACCCCCAGCUCCUCCUCCAGUGUUAGCAUGUGUCUCUGGCAUUGCAGUACUGCAGAGGCAAUGGCAGUGGCUAACCCUGCCCUGGGGAACUCUCUGCCACAGGACGGUGCUGAGGCUGAGCUCACAGGAUUGGGCAUGUGGCUGGCUAAGGGGAGAGGGUAAGGACGCACUGAGUUUGACAAGUCAAGGUCAGGGCUCAGGAGACAUCUCCCCUACGGGAGCUUAGUCCACCACUGCUCAUUAGGGAACUUCUUGUUCCUCCUUCUGGAGCACCUGCUACUGGCCUAUCAUGGAGACAGGAUACCAGGCUAGAUGGGCCCCUGGGCUGAGCUACUCUGGCACUUCCUCUGCUCCUAAGUGAAGGUGGCUGGGAGGGGAGUGCUGAACUCAAGCAGAGUUGCCCCUGCCCUGCUGCAGGGGACCCGGGCUGAGAUCCCUGUUUGCGCUUUGCCAGGGAGAGAGAAUCCCUGCCGGCCCACCCGCCCGCCUGCCAACCUGUGCAUGGACUUGAUACUCCCCAAAGAAAUACUCUAGCUCUGGUGUUGGGACUCUGCCCUGCCUCUGAGCAACUGAUGGGCCCUGGAAAAGUAAGGGGAGGGUCUGGGGUGAGGGUGGGACAGGUACUGGCUGAGGCAGCCUGGCCUAGGGGCUUGUGGCUGCACAUCAUCUUGCUGCUGUUUCUUCUGCCCCACCCCUGGCCUGCCAGCUAAAGGGACUCCACUCUCCUCCCCCGAGCGAUGCCUUUGGAGGAGGUGGCUCAGCUUCCUCCCCAAGCACCUUCUCACCUGCUCUGUCAAUAGGUGCUUGGUGGGGCCAGGGCAGUACACGGAGCCUGGAGCCCAGAACCCAUCUGCACUCAGGAGCAGACAGGCACGCUGGACCCACUUCGCCCUGGGCCUCUGUCCUGGCUGCAUUCACCUGGGGCAGGUGUAGUGCCGCACAGCGCAGCAUGCCUCACAGGGACCUCGCGCAGGGCAUGCAGCCUGGUGUGCUGGGUGGGGAGAGCAGGCUGGGAGGAGAUGCUGGCAGGGAGCUCAGGGCGAAGUCCAUGAAGCCAGGAGCCCUUUCAAGCCAAUGGGGUGAGGCACAGGGGAACCUCUUUCCCCUGCAGACCCAGCCCUGCCCAUGGCUGCUAUGGGGCCCCGCCUGACUGUGCCCCAGCUUAGUCCUGACGUGCAUUAGCCCUGCUGCUCAGGUGGGUUAGGCCAGGGUUAAGGGUGUGACUCUUGGCAGGAGGAUGUAGCUGCUCCGAGAUGCCAGGCUGGGAUUCCCUGCUCCAGGACCCUGAUAGCGGCAGAGCAGCAGUCUGAAACUGGGCCUAGCUCCUGCCUGAACGGACGGUGGGUUUGACUUUUCAUGCCAGUGACGCCUCUUUUCACAGGCUGUGCUGGCCGCUCCCAGGCUUCUUUGCUGGGAAGGUCUGUUAAUUACUGUGUGAGUCAGCGGCUGAGGGUGGUAGCGCAGCCUCUACAGGCUUGGGGAGCCUGAGCAGCCCAGCUAGCCCAUGGGAGAAUCCCCCUACCCUGCCUUGUAUGCCUACCAGCAGGAAGCAUGGCCUGGGUCCCGCACUCAUUUCUAGCAGGGAGCAGAACCCCAGGGUGAGAGCUGGUACUGCUGCUUUACAGACAAGGGCCCAGAUCCUCCAUCGUAGGUGGCAGCUCUGGCUGUUCUGUGUCCCCCCAGCUUUGGUAUAUGUGACCUCAUACAAAUAAACUGACAUGACUCCAACCCAG